Messenger RNA from Aspergillus candidus, 799 nucleotides. RefSeq lists its product as uncharacterized. The coding region runs from base 121 to 564 and encodes 147 amino acids. The record is from RefSeq and is a predicted model, not a curated record. The transcript has a single exon. NCBI's taxonomy places the organism in Eukaryota, Fungi, Ascomycota, Eurotiomycetes, Eurotiales, Aspergillaceae.
UUUAACACGUAAGAAAAUAUCAGAGUAUAUAUAAGGUAUAAUCAGACAGCCACAACGGAAAAAUAACCCAUUUACUAGACAGACAGACAAUAGGCCAUCCAUCCAUUCACUCACCCAUUCAUGCAUACACACACCUACCAAGCCUUCCUAUAUCCGAAGAUGAAGCCCCAAUCUCACAACAAAACCACCCUCCCAUCCUCACCAGCCGCACCAACCCCCGCAGCCUCAAAAAUCAGCAAAGACUACUUCUCGCACAUCCCCGAGCAGAGAACAUCAUCACCAACAACAUCACAUAAUCACCAGACCGACCACUUCGUCGAACGACCCUACCUAAAAACCACAACAACCACAACAAGCACCAGCAGCAGCCACUCCUCAACCUGGCUCCAACGGACCAUCUCGCAAAGCUGGCUCUCCGACCGCCCCCUCUCGGACGAAAGCCGUAGCGCGCUCAAAGAAUACGAGGAGCUGUUCCGUCCGGCGCUCGAGAACAGGCGGGAUCGACAUCGGGAUCGGGAUGGGGCCUGCGAUCGAGACCGGCAUCUUUGGGGGCAAACGCCUUGAUCACUACCUAGGUACCUAUAUCAUUGCGAUUGAUUCUAUUUGUGGGUGACAGACACGGCCUAUUAAUAUUUGCUGGAUUGGACUUGUUGCAUUUGCUGUGCAGAUGGUGGUUUUAUUUUAGGAUUUGACUGGUAUGUUGGAUGACGUCAUUGUGGUAUCUCACUAAAGAGUGGUUAAAAAGUACGGGGUUCAUCUAAACUACCUAUAUUUAAUGCAUACUCGAUUGAUAAUAGUA